Messenger RNA from Fimicolochytrium jonesii, 3330 nucleotides. Its product is annotated as prolyl oligopeptidase. Lineage: Eukaryota; Fungi; Chytridiomycota; Chytridiomycetes; Spizellomycetales; Powellomycetaceae. The coding region runs from base 73 to 3102 and encodes 1009 amino acids. The transcript has 2 exons. The record is from RefSeq and is a predicted model, not a curated record. Gene Ontology annotation, biological process: proteolysis. Gene Ontology annotation, molecular function: serine-type endopeptidase activity.
GUUCCCUCGCCUGUCUUUCCUACUUCCUUUCGCUUUGCACAGGCUCCAAGUCCAUAACUAUACAGGUGCGCAAUGUCACGCCCGGAUCUAGCUACCCCGCUGCUUUCAGACUCGCCACCAGUAGGCAGCACUAGACGAGCAACCCUCAAGCUAUCAGAGAAACAGCGCAGCGAUAGUAUAUCGCGUCAGGCCUCCAUCGGCCAGGACAUUCACACCCCGCGCCAUGAUAAAGCCCACUCAACCCUACACCCCCCGCUUGCCAAUCUACCGGCCCUAGACGAAUACAUCAAGAGCGAGCCAAGCAAUCUUGUUCAGGUCGUACCGGCGAUAGGCCACUUCCUCGAGGAAUUCUGUUUGGCCAACCCAGACUCUUGUGCUGAAGUGUGGGAGAAGCUAAGAGAACUCAUUGCAGAAGUUCAAACAAAGAACGACCCAAAGGAGCCCCCACGGCCGCCGUCCCCGGUGUGUCAGCGGAAGCCAGAAAAGUCCGUCAACAUUCACGGAGAGACGUGGGAAGAUGACUAUGGAUGGCUGACUGACCGUGAGAACCCUGAGGUGCUGGACUACAUCCAGAGGGAGAAUGACUACGCGUCGACAGUACUUGAGCACACGAAGCCUUUGCAAAAACUCCUGUACAAGGAGUUUGUGUCGCGUAUUGAUGAAGAGGAGCAUUCAGCUCAUGUCACAAUGCAAGAUGGCUGGACUUACUACAGGAAGAAGUCAGCGGGACAAGAGUAUCACAUUCAUUGCCGAUCAAAAGAGGAUGCAGGAGAGGAGGUAUACCUCGACGAGAACGUACUCGCAAACUCACCGGAAUUUGUUGAUGCGUCAUACUUCCGAGUGGGUUUCCUGAAACACUCGCCUGAUGGCAAACUGAUCGCGUACGGUAUCGACUCCACCGGAAAUGAGAGGCAGACGACGUACUUCAUGGACAUGGAAAGCAGGACGUUGCUUCCUGAUCGAAUAGAAGGAGUAUACGAGGAUUUGGAAUUCGCGCAUGACAAUAGCGUAUUCUACACAAUUUUGGAUGAUACUGAACGGGCGUACAAGUUCUUGCGGCACAAGCUGGGCACGAAAGUAGAAGAUGAUGAGCUCUUGUACCAUGAAGAGGACGAGAUGUUUUUCCUUUCCAUGACAAAGACCUGCAACGGUCGAUUCAUUCUUCUCAAUACGGCCGCGCAAGUUACCUCAGAGACGCGUAUCAUAUCUACAAGGGAACCGGAUCUGAAGCCCAUGUUGCUUUUCCCACGGCGGGAGAACAUACAAUACAUGUGCGAGAACCACGGAGCAUACUUUUACGUCUUGACAAACGAAGACUCAAAAAACAACUGGCUCUUCCGCAUUCCGCUACCGAAAGCUGGCUCGCCAACCUCGGCCUCAAUCGAGGAACUGGUCGAUUCACGCGAAACCGUCAUCGAGCACCGCGAUUUCGUGCUCAUCGAAACCUUCGAGAUGCGGCGAAACCGCCUCAUCGUAUUCGAACGAUCGAAUUGUUUGCAGAAUGUUCGUAUUGUGGAUCUCUCGAAUGACGGGUUCAACUCCUACCACUACAUCAGUUUCGGCGAGAUGGUCUACUCCCUCUGGCCUGGGACUGUGAGAGAGGAGGAGCGCGCGAUGGCAAAGGCGUCGCAGUUUGACACCAACAUCUUUCGUUUCACGUACACGUCUUUCGUGCAGCCGAAGCAGGUUGUGGACUACAAUAUGGAUGAUCGGACCAUGACGGUGGUGUAUGAGGAACAUAUUGGCGGGUACGACCGAUCGAUGUAUUCGUCCCGGCGUUUGUUUGCGACUAGCGUUGACGGGACGGCGGUUCCCAUCUCUAUCGUGUACCGGCGUGACUUGGUCGGACAGAACAUGGAUCCACCGGAACCGAACCCAUGUCUCUUGCACGCGUACGGUGCAUACGGGGCGUUUGUCAACCCAAUCUUCUCCGCGUCUCGAUUGUCACUUCUGGAUCGAGGAUUUAUUUACGCAGCCGCGCACGUCCGCGGUGGAGCCGACAUGGGCAAAGGAUGGUACGAAGAAGGCAAACUGGCCAAGAAGCCCAACACCUUCCUCGACUUUUGUGCCGUUGCCGAGUACCUCUGCAAAGAAGGGUACACGAGCCCAUCGAAACUAGGCAUAUACGGACGCUCAGCUGGCGGCCUGCUCAUCGGCGCCGUCAUCAACAUGCGCCCGGAUCUUUUCGCGGCGGCUCUCACCGAGGUGCCGUUUGUCGAUGUGAUCAAUACCAUGUUCGACAGCAGCAUACCGUGGACGGCGUUCGAGUGGGAGGAGUGGGGCAAUCCCACUGACAAGGACAUCUAUGAUGUGAUGAAGAUGUACUGUCCUUACACCAACAUCCGCGGGCAAGCGUUGGCCAACAACGCGUACCCACACCUCCUCGUCGUCGGCGGCAUGAACGAUCCCCGAGUAGCAUUCUUCGAACCCCUUAAAUUCGUCGCCAAGAUGCGCGGCGAGAAACGGCGCUGGAAAAACAUCCUCAAAUCCAGCCAAAAGGACAAAUCCCGCAUCGCGACCCUAAGCGAAGGCGACGAAGAGACCAACAACGCCUCGACACCAGGCGGCACAUCCCGCAAGAACCCGGCCUACCUCUCCCUCCCCGCCAUGGCCGGCGGCACAUCCAACGACGCUGACGUCCCCCCCAAACCCACCCACUCCAAUCUCCUCCUCCGCAUCGAAGACGCCGGGCACGGCGGCAGCUCCGGGCAAUACUCCUUCCUCGAGAACUUAGCGUACGAGUACGCGUUCAUCAUCACCUCGCUCAACGCGCCGGGCACGGAAACGGCGCCCUCGUCCCUGGCGUCGUUUGGGAGUGCGGAGGAGGAUGAGGCGAUGUACUGGGCGGCGGAUGGGGAGGCUGUGCAGAAUGGGAUGGAACGGAGGAGGAAGAAGAUGAAUAGGAGGGGGUUGGAGAUGACGGAUAUUGAUGAGAAAGAGUAUCGGCGGAAAAAUAAAGGGGAUCGGGGGCCUAGUGAUCUUUUUCAGGUGCGUUCAACUGCUUUCAGGCUGGCAGGUAACCAUUUGCAUCUUGCACACGCUAACGACACUGAUAAAUGUUUUUUCUUUCGACAACUGCAGUGGGUGACAAACUUCUUCUAGCGACGUGUAGUCGUCGACAUGCGUCAAAAUACCCAAGCCCGGCCAUUUUGGGCAUAAGAGUGUCCCGCUACCGUGAGCGCGAUUAAUUUUUGUAAGACGAUCUUGAUUCACUAUGCUCAUGUCCUGCUGUCGAUGCACUGCUUCUUGUAUUGGCAAUUGAGUUCGGUAACAGGGGGUUCAAAUCAACCCACAUUUCGUUGACCUUGUCACAUUUCAUGAGUUGACAGU